GUAAUUGAAUCCCUAACUCGACUUAGCAUUGUAAUGGAGUACGCCGCUGGAGGUGAUUUGGAGACUCGAAUUCAAAAAAGGGGUGCUUUUACUGAUCCUGAGGGCAAAAUCAUCUUUGCCCAACUUGUUGCAGCUAUCAACGACCGGGGAUCGGAUGUGAAUAGUCCAGUUGGAAUCGGGGGACCCGGACUUGUCAAUUCAGCGUCUUCCUCAACUAACCCAAACAGUCGGCAUUAUUUGGGAACUUCGGGCACAGUCAAUGUCCGCAAUCGUCGAAACCGCUCGAGAAAUCCACUUAGCGAUUGUGAAUGCGAUCCAAAGCAAACAUUGGAAUACUCACUUGAUUUUUAUCGGGUAAAGAUUGGCGAUUUCGGAUUCAGUAAAUCGAUUGAUGGCAUUGACCAACAACUUACAACCUUUUGUGGUUCCCCGCCGUAUGCAGCACCUGAGCUCUUCAGUUCAUCGUCGUAA
This is a messenger RNA of Rodentolepis nana, 471 nucleotides long. Lineage: Eukaryota; Metazoa; Platyhelminthes; Cestoda; Cyclophyllidea; Hymenolepididae. The record is from the annotation of a GenBank genome assembly.